Molecule: messenger RNA, 672 nt
Organism: Penicillium waksmanii
Lineage: Eukaryota; Fungi; Ascomycota; Eurotiomycetes; Eurotiales; Aspergillaceae
Exons: 1
Coding region: 1-672 (223 amino acids)
Source: RefSeq, a predicted model, not a curated record
AUGUCGAGCAACAAAAGAAAGGCUGUCAUAUUGGUAGGCAUGCUAAAACAGCCGGACAAAAGCUUCGUUUGUCCAGCGUGUUUCAAGUCAUACUCCCGAAUGAGCGACUUGAGAAAUCAUCUCAAACAAUUGAAGGACGCGGAAGAUCAUAGAGGUCUUUCGGAGAGGGAGGAAUCCGAAUUUCGACGCAGCUACGCGAAGAUAAUCGGGUGGAAGCCAACAGACAAGGAGGCAGAGCUGGAGCUUCCACGCGAACGAUUCGCUGCUUUUACACGAGACGUUGUCGUUGAGAAAAUAGCCUCCCAGACAAAGGACCUUUUACAAUCAAAGAUCCAGAUAUAUCUGCAAAUUGCUCUGUCCUCCGGAAUGGCCCACGUGUGUCCCGAAUGUGUUGACCAGGACUUGCGGUAUUUCAACAAGAUGGUCGAUUUCGAUGCCCAUUGUUGGGAAAGAAACGACCAAACACACAUGGGCCUGUUAUCGAAGACCCCGGCAGACUUUCUUCCUGCCUACCUCCAAGCAAUGGGGCUCCCCCACAUCGAAGAUUUGCCCCCUGGAAGCGAUAAACCGGGUCGCUGGACCAAUGAACGAUAUUUGAAGACAGCUUAUGUCUUCCAAACAAAGAAAAGGUACUACAAGAAAGAGAGAAAAAACAUGCAAGCUCAAUACUAA